AUAAUUGGCAAUUUUUUGUAGCGAGAUAAUAUCGAGUCAUGUUUUGACUCAAAAAGAAAUGGUUCGUUGAUCAUUCCGAAGAGUUAAAAUCAGUACCAGCCAGUGGUAUAUUCUUGGCUUUAGAAUUACAGUUACUUGUACCAGACCGGCCAGACUACUCACAAUUCGUAAAGCAGGGCAUUGCACUAACGUGCCUCCUGAAGAACGGCAUGGCAUUGAACAUGCUAAUGGUUUAGAAAGUGUAAAUGUGGACAAAUGUUAUACGUGGUAGUGUAGUGUAGUUUCAGGCUGCAGGAACUGAACCAUGUCAUGUCAUUACCAUGAUAAGGUAGAAUUUGUGCUUGUUCUUUAUUUUCUAUAUAGCUGUUAUACAGUUAAUUGUCAAGAGGAAGAUGGUCCUUACCAUGGCAAGUACAUUGGAAAAUUCAAUUCCUAUCAUCAUCAGGUAUCAGGCGAUAUCCACGCUGUUGACGAAAGAACAUUACUACUAAAAUCAUUUAGUUACGAUGGUAAUGGUGCAGAUACCUUUUUUUGGGCUGGGUCCGUUAAUCGGCCUGGACCCCAAGGAUUCAUAGUUCCUGAUGCCGAUGGAAAGUAGACCCCCAUUUCAAUGGAACCUUGCCAUUUUCACUUGUGAAUGUUUAUCCUUACUUCUUACUUACGGCGUUUAAAGAGCUAUAUCGGCGAAUGACAUACAAUUCACUGAAACUUCCGAAAGAGGCGGAGUAGAAGUCCCAAUCUGAAGAUUAUUUUGAAUUAUUAAAGCAACUUCGGAAUUGGUCAACAUAUACCGCCGGCACAUGUACUGAAGCGCCACCAAUUACUUAUGCGUGACGAACACCAGCUUUGGGCGUCAGCGUUGCCAGCUCUUGGACUGUUGGGAUAGGUUAUGGACAGUGUCGGAUUAAACCAGCGCAGGAGCUGUAGCAAAUUAUAUCGAAGAGCGUAGGGGUGGACCUAGAGAGAAAUUUGGGGGGAGGGGUAUAUAAGGAAAAUGAAUUGCUUGCGGGAGGGGAGGAGUGAUGGAUGCUGUAUCAGUGCUUCUGAGAGCGGGAGUAUCGAUGAUUGAAAAUUGAAGAAGUGGGGGUAAGUGAUGGUGGCUGCAUCAGUACUUUCCCCCAAGGAGAGAUAAAGCCUUGGCGGGAGACUGGUUAUGGAAUUUCUUUUUCAUUGUUGAGAAGUUCUGAGAAUACAAAACCUUAGGAAUAAUUACGAAGCUGAUGGAGUUGUGAUCUUACCUUGGUCGAAGUCAAGUUCAAAAAUAAACAUUUUUCUUUAAAAGGGAAAUGGAGUUUGUUUUUAUUCUUUGUAUUUGAUAUUCAAAUACAGCUUAGGGCUGAGCGUUCUCUUAGUUGAUACCUAAUCAAUGGUUUAAGGGCCAUUUCGUCAGUCGUUCCUGCAAUUGUAGGACGUCUUCUUUAUGGCCUCAUUGAUUGUCAUAGUCCUCUCUAUCCUUCAAAAAUUUCUAGAUUGCACCUGUUCCGUGUCAGCGUCAGCGUUCUCCUAUUGUGAAGUUAUGUUUUCUUUUUGAAUUGUAUAACAUUUCAGGCUGAUGAAACAUAAUAUAAAUCAAAAGCACGAACGAUCUGAUGCAAGUAGAUACAUGUGACAUAACCUCAAAAUAGAGCGCUGCCAUGGAAAAGUAGAAAACUAUGAAAAUCAACGAGGCCAUAAAGGCGUCCUACAAUAAUUGUAGGAACGACUGACGAUAAGGCCCUUAGUGUUCUCGAACUCUGUAGCUUGUCUAACGGUGAACUAAAAAAAUAUUUUCUAAUCACUGUUUUAGACGCUGAAGGUAAAAAAUUUAAUAUAUUUUCUCUGAUUCAGCUUAUAGAAAAUUCUUUUCAUUUAACAACCUGCAAACAAUAGUUUUCUUUUCCUGAUCCACCUUCCAAUAAUUUAAGAAUAAACCAAAGUAAAAUCCUUUUUGAUGGUAAAUGACACCCAACCCUGCUUAACAGACGAUGUAACGUGUUUGUUAUGACGCUAAGGUGGGCACCUUCUCGGAGAUUAGAUUAAUUAGUGGUUUCGGGCUAAUUUGUACCAUAUGACUUCUACUAAUUUUAAUUCUAACGAACAUCAUCGAUGUAAAAUACCUUAUGACUUGCAAAAAGAUUUUGU
Messenger RNA from Acanthoscelides obtectus, 2121 nucleotides. NCBI's taxonomy places the organism in Eukaryota, Metazoa, Arthropoda, Insecta, Coleoptera, Chrysomelidae. The record is from the annotation of a GenBank genome assembly.